This is a messenger RNA of [Torrubiella] hemipterigena, 3416 nucleotides long. The record is from the annotation of a GenBank genome assembly. NCBI's taxonomy places the organism in Eukaryota, Fungi, Ascomycota, Sordariomycetes, Hypocreales, Clavicipitaceae.
GCCCUUUUGCUCUUCUUCCGCCUUCCUUUGGAUUUUUUGGUGGGCCACGCAAAAAAAAAGAAGAGCAAUUUUCCCCUUGGCCAGCCCACACUAGACGCUACAACCCCCCCAAAACCGACAUCCCGCAACGCUUUGUAUCGUCGGGGUUCUUUUAAACAAUUCUAGGGAAAUUCCGGCUGUUUGUAUUACGACACUCGGAUUCUUCACUGCUAGCCUUUUACUUGGUCUAGCUUGUCUUCGUCUCUAUUCUCCCGCUCUUCCGCAUCCGCCUCUGCGCGCCGUCGAUUCAGGAAUCGUAGCGCGUGGUAUUUUCACUCUUCGUCGCAAUCAUGGCGCCCAAAAAGAAGGAGCAGCAGAAGAUGUCCCUGGGGGACUUUCUGACUGCUGAUUCUGGUUUUGGUGGUUCUUGGGCUGACGAGGUCGAGGAGACAUACGUCACCGGCACUCAGGCUCUUCCUCCUUCCGACCGACCCCGUCCUGGUGGCGGUGCUUCUGCUGAAUGGCAGAACCGAGGAUUCUCCUCUGUCCGCGAAAACAUUCCCGCUCAGCUUCCCGACAAGCCUCCCUACACUGCCCAUCUCGGUAACCUUUCCUACGAUGCGACUGUCGAGACUGUGACCGAAUUCUUUGAGGGCUGUGAGAUUGUCAGCGUCCGCAUCAUCGAGGACCGCGAGAUGCAGCGCCCCAAGGGCUUUGGCUACGUCGAAUUCACCGAGCUCGAUGGCCUCAAGCAGGCUCUUACUCUGGAUGGCCAGUCCUUCCAGGGCCGCAUGAUCAAGAUCAAGGUGGCCGAUCCUCCUCGUGGCGGUAACGAGAGCCGUAUGGACUCGAGCCGUGACCUUAGCGACUGGACUCGCAAGGGCCCUCUUCCCGAUCUUCCCGGUGCCCGCAACAACCGUCAGAACGACUUUGGUGGUGAGCGCGAGCGUCGCCCUCGCGAUCCUGCCUUGGACCCUCGCCCUGCCCGCGAGAUCAACUGGGAGCGCCGUGGUCCUCUUCCUCCUCUGGAGGGUGAGAAUGCUCCCCGCGAUGGUAGCCGCACCCGUGGUCCUCCCGAUGGUAUGGGUGAUCGCAGCAGCUCUUUCCGUGGCCCCCGUGGUGGUGCUGGUGCCAACUGGGGUGAAGGCCGCCCUGAAGGUGGCCCUGCCGGUCCCAAGCCUGAGCGUGCUGAGCGUGUUGCCAGUGCUGCUGAGAAGGACUUCCAGUGGCGAGACCGUAUGCGCCCCGAGGCCGCUGCCAAGGGUCCUGAAGGCGCUGGCCAGGAGUCCCCCGUCGACUCUCCUGCCUCUCCCGCCGCUCCCUCCCGCCCUCGCCUGAACUUGCAGAAGCGUACCGUCCCCGACGCCGGUGAUGCCUCUGCCACCACCCCUAGCGACUCCAAGGCCAGCCCCUUUGGUGCUGCCCGCCCCAUCGACACUGCCACUCGUGAGAAGGAAGUUGAGGAGAAGCGCCAGCAGGCCAUCCAGGAGAAGCGUGAGGCUGAAGAGAAGGCCAAGGAGGAGAAGCGUGCAGCCAAGGCUGCCGCUGCCGCUGCCGAGUCUAAGGAGGGCGAGGAGCCCAAGGAGAAUGCAGAGGGUGCUGAGACUCCCGCUGCUGCUGAGGGCGGCGCUGAGGGCGCUGAGGCCCAGGAGGGCGAGCAGAAGCUCCCCGUCCGCACCCGUGAACCUCGCGAGCCCCGCGAGCCCAAGUCUCGCGCUGCCGAGACCGGCAACUGGCGCUCUGCCUCUGGCGAUCAGCGUGGCCCUCGUGGCCCCGGUGGCAACACCCGUGGUGGACGCGGCGGUGCUCGCGGUGGACGCCGUGACGAUACCCGGGGUCCCCGUUCCAACGGCGCCCCUGCUCAGCAGCCUGCCGCUGCUGGCGCCGCUCCUGCUGCUCCUGCUGCCUCUGGCGACAAGGAGGGCGAGGUCACUGUCGACGAAGAUGGCUGGACCACUGUGACCAUGCCCAAGAAGGGUGGCCGCGGUCGUCCUUGAGCAAACGAAACAACCCCCCAACUUACCACCCCUCGAAUAAGGAGUCUUGUAGCAGCAACGAAAAAAGAGAGCAACGAAUGAGAAAUACAACGAAUCUAUGUACAUGUUUCCUCUGCGACCCUUUCAUCAUUGCCCAACACUUUUGCAUGCAUGCGUGCCGCGUUUGCUGUUUCUCGCGGAAUGGAAUAGCGCGCUUCGUCUAUCUACCUGAUACCUUUCACCACUACUUUACGAAACUAGAGAUGUUUUUCACUGUUGAUUUACUUUCAAGUCUAAUUUCUGUUUUUUUGAGCCGGAGCCCAUCGCAAGAGGGGAAAAAGCUAGGAGGAGACAUGGGAAGGAAAAGCUACUGGAAAACGUUUGUCGGUUGUUUUGUUUGGUCUUUUUUCUUCUUCUACUGGUUUUUGUUGUCUGCUCCUUUUUGCAAAAAAAGUGUUCCUCUUACGUUUGUGACAUUUCUCACAUCAGCCGUCUCUUAAAAAAAGAAUGAUUGAAAUGAACCGCAUGCUUAUCACUGUUUGUGUUUUAUGUUUUGUUUUGUAAAGUCAUGUUUGUUCUUAAGCACCGAGAGAAGAGUUGUAGGAGAGCCUAAGACAAGCGAAACAAGACUAUCGCUCUGAUAUUUUAAAGCCAAGACUCCAGAUACAUGAGAAAUGCAACGAUUGGUUACAUGGUUUACAUAGCAUGGCAGUAUUUCGUAUAGGACAUACAUCAUGAACAAUCUUUCUCUCCCAUCACCCCAUUUUUACAAGUCCUUUGUACGCUCCUCCGACUCCUUGAUCCAUUGUCGCACAGCCUCUUCGUCUCGCGGCUUCAGCGCAAUCUUGAAGGGCUUGGGGUCCGUUGUCAACGAGGUAGGCUGAGCAUUGCACUCAAUAGCAUCCAUGAGCGGUCGUGCGCUCAGGUCGUCAGUCUGUUCGAUGCGGAAAGCAGUAAGAAUGCGCACAUAGGCCGUGAAGAGCUCUCUGUUUGCGAGAUGGGAGCCAGCACACAUGCGCGACCCAGCACCAUAUGCGUAGUGCGGUGUGCCAAUCUCCUUGUCGUUGAGGAAACGCUCAGGCAGGAACUCGGAGGCCAUCUUAAAGCGCUCCUCGUCAUAGUCGGCGGCGUAAGCAUUCAUGAAGAAGGUUGUGCCCGCAGGAAUGACGGUACCCUCGUAGGGAAUAUCGGUAAUGUUGGUGCGAGGGAGGCAGAUGGGAAUGACGGUCCAGUAGCGCAGUGUUUCCUUGACGAGAGCGGUGACAUAGGGGACCUUUUCUUCCAGGAGACACUUCUCCCAUGCGUCGCCCUUGGGGUAUGCUUCGUUGAUGGCGGCGAGGGCUUUCUCUUGUAUCGCUUGGCCCUUGGGGGUGGAUAGAUAGGCUAGGCCCAUGAUGAGAGUGCCGGGGACGGUGUCGAGGCCUGCAGAGACCAUGGUGAGGCAGAUGGACUUGAUUUCAG